Molecule: messenger RNA, 13178 nt
Organism: Coregonus sp. 'balchen'
Lineage: Eukaryota; Metazoa; Chordata; Actinopteri; Salmoniformes; Salmonidae
Source: the annotation of a GenBank genome assembly
GGAUAGUGAGGGAGAGAGAGGGAGAAAAGGUGAAGAAAGUUAAUCUGGUAGAGAGGACGGUGUGUAGAGGGUCGAUGUCUCUGAAGGGCUUGUAUGGUAUGUUUUUUUGCUUCUUUAAUUUCAGUGUCAUUUUUGAGCUUCAUUCAUUCACAAACAUCCGUUCGGUAACUUUAAUGCAUGUAUAGUACAACCGUAUGAGUGGACAAGGACUCAAUGGAAAGCCCAGCGAUAUGCAGCGCAUAGAGAAAAUACAACUGGUAUGGCAAUUUGAACUCAUAUCUAGGAAAUGAAACUGCGUGUGCAAUUGUGUGGCUGUGUCAUAUUUAAUCAUAUUGCUGGACAAUGGGGAUAGGAUAUUUUAUUUGGUUUACCCCUUAAAUGGAUGCGGUUCCUCGACUGCCGCAAAUAUUUUCCGGUUUCGAGUGUAGAAUUUUUUUUUUAUAUAUAUAUAUUUUUAAAGAGUGCCGGAGUAGCUGGAGUUUAUGUAUGAUACUCUUAGGAAGGAGAGAUUGAUUGACAGUUUGAAACCAACAUUUUGUUGAAAUGCUUAAAGAUUUAAAUAAUUAGAAAAUUGAAGCGCUUGUAAUUUAAUAUUUUUUGGGAAAUUUACAAAGUUUGAAGGAUAUUCCAAAUGUUGGAAUAUUUUGGUAUUAUGCUGGGAUAAAUUAAAUACCUGAGUCUGAUUAGCUCCUGGUCUUACUGUAAUGAGGAAUCAUCGCAGUCAUUAUUUUGCGCCGCAAUUGACACACCAAUCUGACAACACAGCAUUACUCUCUUAGAAAAAAGGCUUCCAAAAAGGUUAUUUGGCUGUCGUCUUUUUGAUUACAUUUGUAUAUUUUAGUCAUUUAGCAUAAGAUCUUAUCCAUAGUCCAGGGUCCUACAUGGAACCCAAAAAGGUUAUUCAAAGGGGUUCUCCUAUGGGCAGUGGUGUAAAGCCUACUUACGUAAAAAUACUUCAAAGUACUACUUAAGGAGUUUUUUUGGGUUAUCUGUACUUUACUUUACUAUUUAUGUUUUUGACAACUUUUACUUUUACUUCACUACAUUCCUAAAGAAAAUUAUGUAAUUUUUACUCCAAACAUUUUCCCUGACACCCAAAUGUACUCGUUACAUUUUUAAUGCUUAGCAGGACAGGAAAAUGGUCCAAUUCACGCACUUAUCAAGAGAACACCUGGUCAUCCCUACUGCCUCUGAUCUGGCGGACUCACUAAACACAAAUGCAUCAUUUGUAAAUUAUGUCUGAGCGUUGGAGUGUGCCCCAGGAUAUCUGUACAUUUUUAAAGAAUGGAAAUGGUGCCAUCUACUUUGCUUAAAAUAAGGAAUUUGAAAUUAUUUUUACUUUUACUUUUGAUACUUAUGUAUAUUUAGAACCAAAUACUUUUAGACUUUUACUCAAGAAGUAUUUUACUGGGAGACUUUAACUUUUAUUGAGUAACUUUCUAUUAAGGUAUCUAUACUUUUACUGAAGUAUCACACUUGGGUACUUUUUCCACCAAUGCCUACGAGGACAGCCGAAUAACCAUUUUAGGUUCUAGAUAUCACCUUUUUUUCUAAGAGUGUAUAGUGGUAAUGUAUGCAGAUAGUCUGAUGCAGAUGUUGCCAGAUUAAAUAAAAAUACACAAACAUUACAUCUGUGAUUCUGCUAUCUUUGUCAGAUUGCUAUUUUACAUAAAGACCAUAACAACAUAGAUGGAUUGAUAUUUCAAUGAUUAUUCUCUAAAGCAGGGUUCCCCAAGUUUUCUGAGCAAAAAAAAUAAUAAUAAAAAAAAAUAAAGAAUAUAUAUAUACUACCAGUCAAAAGUUUGGACACAGCUACUCAUUCAAGGUUUUUUUACAUUGUAGAAUAAUAGUGAAGACAUCAAAACUAUGAAAUAACAUAUAUGGAAUCAUGUAGUAACCAAAAAAGUGUUAAACAUAUCAAAAUAUAUUUUAUAUUUGAGAUUCUUCAAAUAGCCACCCUUUGCCUUGAUGACAGCUUUGCACACUCUUUUUUGCAUUCUCUCAACCAGCUUCAUGAGGUAGUCACCUGGAAUGCAUUUCAAUUAACAAGUGUGCCUUGUUAAAAGUUCAUUUGUGGAAUUUCUUUCCUUCUUAAUGCGUUUGAGCCAAUCAAUUGUGUUGUGACAAGGUAGGGGUGGUAUACAGAAGAUAGCCCUAUUUGGUAAAAUACCAAGUCCAUAUUAUGUCAAGAACAGCUCAAAUAAGCAAAGCGAAAUGACAGUCCAUCAUUACUUUAAGACAUGACGGUCAGUCAAUACGGAACAUUUCAAGAACUUUGAAAGUUUCUUCAAGUGCAUUUGCAAAAUCCAUCAAGCGCUAUGAUGAAACUGGCUCUCAUGAGGACCACCACAGGAAUGGAAGACCUGGAGUCAGCUCUGCUGCAGAGGAUAAGUUCAUUAGAGUUACCAGCCUCAGAAAUUGCAGCCCAAAUAAAUGCUUCAGAGUUCAAGUCACAGACACAUCUCAACAUCAACUGUUCAGAGGGGACUGUGUGAAUCAGAAAUUGAUGCUCGAAUUGCUGCAAAGAAACCACUACUAAAGGACACCAAUAAGAAGAAGAGACCUGCUUGGGUCAAAAACACGAGCAAUGGACAUUACAUUUACAUUUACAUUUUAGUCAUUUAGCAGACGCUCUUAACCAGAGCGACUUACAGGAGCAAUUAGGGUUAAGUGCCUUGCUCAAGGGCACAUUAACGUCAUUUAGCAGACGCUCUUAGCCAGAGCGACUCACAAAUUGGUGCGUUCACCCUAUAGCCAGUGGGAUAACCACUUUACAAUUUGGGGGGGGGGGGGGGGGGGGGGGGGGGGGGGGGUUAGAAGGAAUACUUUAUCCUAUCCCAGGUAUUCCUUAAAGAGGUGGGGUUUCAAAUGUCUCCGGAAGGUGGUAAGUGACUCCGCUGUCCUGGCGUCGUGAGGAAGCUUGUUCCACCAUUGGGGUGCCAGAGCAGCGAACAGUUUUGACUGGGCUGAGCGGGAGCUGUGCUUCCGCAGAGGAAGGGGAGCCAGCAGGCCAGAGGUGGAUGAACGCAAUGUCCUCGUUUGGGUGUAGGGACUGAUCAGAGCCUGAAGGUACAGAGGUGCCGUUCCCCUCACUGCUCCAUAGGCAAGCACCAUGGUCUUGUAGCGGAUGCGAGCUUCAACUGGAAGCCAGUGGAGUGUGCGGAGGAGGGGGGUGACGUGAGAGAACUUGGGAAGGUUGAACACCAGACGGGCUGCGGCAUUCUGGAUGAGUUGUAGGGGUUUAAUGGCACAGGCAGGGAGCCCAGCCAACAGCGAGUUGCAGUAGUCCAGACGGGACAUUAAACCGGUGGAAAUGUGUCCUUUGGUCUGGAGUCCAAAUUGGAGAUUUUUGGUUCCAACUGCUGUGUCUUUGUGAGACGCGAUGUGGGUGAACGGAUGAUCUCCGCAUGUGUAGUUCCCACCGUAAAAAAUAGAGGAGGAGGUGUUAUUGUGUGGGGGUGUUUUGCUGGUGACACUGAUUUAUUUAGAAUUCAAGGCACACUUAACCAGCAUGGCUACCACAGCAUUCUGCAGCGAUACGCCAUCCCAUCUGGUUUGGGCUCAACAGGACAAUGACCCAACACACCUCCAGGCUGUGUAAGGGCUAUUUUACCAAGAAGGAGAGUGAUUGAGUGCUGCAUCAGAUAACCUGGCCUCCACAAUCCCCCGACCUCAACCCAAUUGAGAUGGUUUGUGAUGAGUCGGACGGCAGAGUGAAGGAAAAGCAGCCAACAAGUGCUAAGCGUAUGUGGGAACUCCUUCAAGACUGUUGCAAAAGCAUUCCAGGUGAAGCUGGUUGAGAGAAUGCCAAGAGUGUGCAAAGCUGUCAUCAAGGCAAAGGUUGGCUAUUUGAAGAAUCUCAAAUAUAAAAUAUAUUUAGAUAUGUUUAACACUUUUUUGGUUACUACAUGAUUCCAUAUGUGUUAUUUCAUAGUUUUGAUGUCUUCACUAUUAUUCUACAAUGUAGAAAAUAGUAAAAAUAAAGAAAAACCCUUGAAUGAGUAGGUGUGUCCAAACUUUUGACUGGUACUGUAUAUACUUUUUGGUUUCGUUGUAGGACAUAAAAGACUGUAAAAACACCAGGAAAUCAGCUCCAAGUGAUUUUCAUUUAAGAAAUCUGUUCCUAAGUAUUCCCACGCAUAAUAGAGAGACACGUGAUUGUAAACAAAUGUCAGCAAGGUUUGAAAAUAUUUUUUUUUUGCAAACAUUAUACUGUAUCUGUUUGGGCUUCUUGUGGUGAAUUUGCAGUCUACACAUGAUUUGUAAUUGUGUUCCAGCCCCCCGACAAUCCGCUCAAGAACAAAUCGGCCCGCGGCUGAAUCUAGUUGAUGAUUCUUGCUCUAAAGUAUCCAAAAAUCAAUCAUGGAAACGAGACAGACAUCAGAGGUGCGUUCAGUUCGCUUGAACGUUUGCUAUGUUGCUGAACGGUUUUAUACUGAACAACACAUUUCCCCAAAACGUCCUUGAACAGAGUUUGAGGUAUGUUUGCUCCCGUUUGGUGGGUGUGGCGAGGUGUGGCUUGAAGCAAUGUGUGACGUAUUUAAAGGGCAGUGGUCAUGCUGACAGCGUUCCCCAACUCACAACCCAACCCCUCCCUGUUUUUAAACUAGGUCGUUCAGUACAGCACCGUUUAUGUUCAAUUGAAUGAUCCAGAAUGUAAAAACGUACUGAACGCAGCCCAGACCAGUACACUAAACCAUCCGUAUAGCAUGAUGAUGAUGAUGAGUGUGAUGAUGCGGAAGAUUGUGAUUAUGAAGUUUGUGACAAUGAUAAAGAUUGUGACGAUGAUAUGAUGAUGACAAUGAUGACGAUGAUAGGACGACGAUCGUGUGGAUGAUUGUGAUUGUGAUGAUGCAAAAUAUUGUGAUGAUGAUGCUAAAGAUUGUUGUGACGAUGUUGAUGAUGACGAUGAUGAUCGUCAUCGUUGAUGAUAAUGGUCUGUUUACGAAGUCCACAUAGUCCAAUGUAUACAGUGGGGAGAACAAGUAUUUGAUACACUGCCGAUUUUGCAGGUAUUCCUACUUACAAAGCACGUAGAGGUCUGUAAUUUUUAUCAUAGGUACACUUCAACCACGAGAGACGGAAUCUAAAACAAAAAUCCAGAAAAUCACAUUGUAUGAUUUUUAAGUAAUUCAUUUGCAUUCUAUUGCAUGACAUAAGUAUUUGAUCACCUACCAACCAGUAACAUUUCCGGCUCUCACAGACCUGUUCGUUUUUCUUUAAGAAGCCCUCCUGUUCUCCACUCAUUACCUGUAUUAACUGCACCUGUUUGAACUCGUUACCUGUAUAAAAGACACCUGUCCACACACUCAAUCAAACAGACUCCAACCUCUCCACAAUGGCCAAGACCAGAGAGCUGUGCAAGGACAUCAGGGAUACAAUUGUAGACCUGCACAAGGCUGGGAUGGGCUACAGGACAAUAGGCAAGAAGCUUGGUGAGAAGGCAACAACUGUUGGCGCAAUUAUUAGAAAAUUGAAGAAAUUCAAGAUGACGGUCAAUCACCCUCUGUCUGGGGCUCCAUUCAAGAUCUCACCUCGUGGGGCAUCAAUGAUCAUGAGGAAGGUGAGGGAUCAGCCCAGAACUACACGACAGGACCUGGUCAAUGACCUGAAGAGAGCUGGGACCACAGUUUCAAAGAAAACCAAUAGUAACACACUACGCCGUCAUGGAUUAAAAUCCUGCAACGCACGCAAGGUCCCCCUGCUCAAGCCAGCGCAUGUCCAGGCCCGUCUGAAGUUUGCCAAUGACCAUCUGGAUGAUCCAGAGGAGGAAUGGGAGAAGGUCAUGUGGUCUGAUGAGACAAAAAUAUAGCUUUUUGGUCUAAACUCCACUCGCCGUGUUUGGAGGAAGAAGAUGGAUGAGUACAACCCCAAGAACACCAUCCCAACCGUGAAGCAUGGAGGUGGAAACAUCAUUCUUUGGGGAUGCUUUUCUGCAAAGGGGUCAGGACGACUGCACCGUAUUGAGGGGAGGAUGGAUGGGGCCAUGUAUCGCGAGAUCUUGGCCAACAAUCUCCUUCCCUCAGUAAGAGCAUUGAAGAUGGGUCGUGGUUGGGUCUUCCAGCAUGACAACGACCCAAAACACACAGCCAGAGAAACUAAGGAGUGGCUCCGUAAGAAGCAUCUCAAGGUCCUGGAGUGGCCUAGCCAGUCUCCAGACCUGAACCCAAUAGAAAAUCUUUGGAGGGAGCUGAAAGUCUGUAUUGCCCAGCGACAGCCCCGAAACCUGAAGGAUCUGGAGAAGGUCUGUAUGGAGGAGUGGGCCAAAAUCCCUGCUGCAGUGUGUGCAAACCUGGUCAAGACCUACAGGAAACGUAUGAUCUCUGUAUUUGCAAACAAAGGUUUCUGUACCAAAUAUUAAGUUCUGCUUUUCUGAUGUAUCAAAUACUUAUGUCAUGCAAUAAAAUGCUGGGCCAAUUGUGCGCCGCCCCCAUGGGUCUCCCGGUCGCGGGACAGAGCCUCCAUCAUUUCUACAUGUUAACACACAUAAUAUAUUUUAUGCAAUGUCUAUGUAAUGUCUUAAUAUGUCCUUAUUUUUCUAUUGCCCAUUCUUAACAAGUAAAGUACAAACAACAUUAAACAAUGAAAUUGGGAGAAGCUCCUUCCCUCAGUAAGAGCAUUGAAGAUGGGUCGUGGCUGGGUCUUCCAGCAUGACAAUGACCCGAAACACACAGCCAGGGCAACUAAGGAGUGACUCCGUUACAAGCAUCUCAAGGUCCUGGAGUGGCCUAGCCAGUCUCCAGACCUGAACCCAAUAGAAAAUCUUUGGAUGGAGCUGAAAGUCCGUAUUGCCCUGAAAACUGAAGGAUCUGGAGAAGGUCUGUAUGAAGGAGUGGGCCAAAAUCCCUGCUGCAGUGUGUGCAAACCUGGUCAAGACCUACAGGAAACGUAUGAUCUCUGUAAUUGCAAACAAAGGUUUCUGUACCAAAUAUUAAGUUCUGCUUUUCUGAUGUAUCAAAUAUUUAUGUCAUGCAAUAAAAUGCAAAUUAAUUACUUAAAAAUCAUACAAUGUGAUUUUCUGGAUUUUUGUUUUAGAUUCCGUCUCUCACAGUUGAAGUGUACCUAUGAUAAAAAUUACAGACCUCUACACGCUUUGUAAGUAGGAAAACCUGCAAAAUCGGCAGUGUAUCAAAUACUUGUUCUCCCCACUGUAUACAAUAUGUAAUCUCAAACUUUGCUGACUAUAUGGAUUCCAUUGUCUAAACCUAUUGCCAUGUAAUAUGAAAUGUUUCUACAUAAAGGAGAUUACAUCAAGAACAGUGAUUUCUGACAAAUAUUACUGUAGAUUGUUGCCCCUUAAUUACUCCUUCCGAUACUAAUCCAAGUGAUUUGUCUUGCUCUAUAGGUGGUUGGACAGACGUUACGAGCGUGGGAUUAAACAGAUUUACCUAGUACAGGGAGAUUAACACAGAUUAAUGAGGAUUACGGGUCAACUGUGAGAUAGAUUGAGAGAUUGGACUAAUCAUUAAAUCAAAUCAUAAUCUUCCUAAGAAAGCCAGGAAGAACUGAAUGUUUCCUGAGAAAAAGAAAGAAGACAGGAGAAAAGGAUUAGUGGUUGUAUAAAACGUGGUAAAAUUGAAGCGUUUAUCUUCCAGGACACAACUGUAUACCUGUAAACACAUGCCAAAUCCAUGUCAUGAUACUGGAAACAUGGGAUGUAGCAUACGGACGAAACAUUUAAAAUGUAAGAGAAAUUAAUUUAUUAUAUAUUUUCUUCCCAAAUCUAAAGCUGAAAAGCUGUUUGUCUGAUUGCCUCAGUUCAAUGACUGCUUUGAUUUGCAAAUUAAUCAUCACAAGUCAUUAUUGAGGGACCACAUCUGGAUCAGCGUGUAAAGGGUGGAGGAAUAUCGAAAGGGCUAGUUGAAGAAGAGAGUGACAGAGGCUAGCCCUCAUCCAAUCCAUCGGUCUCGGCCAGUAAAUCCUCUAAAUUCAUUUUACUCUGCUCCAUUUCCCCCCGACCCCGUGUUGUUGUUGUUUCUUCUUCUUCUUCUUCUUCUUCUUCUUCUUCUUCUUCUUCUUCUUCUUCUUCUUCUUCUUCUUCUUCUUCUUCUUCUUCUUCUUCUUCUUCUUCUUCUUCUUCUUCUUCUUCUUCUUCUUCUUCUUCUUCUUCUUCUUCUUCUUCUUCUUCUUCUUCUUCUUCUUCUUUCUUCUUCUUCUUCUUCUUCUUCUUCUUCACUCCCAUUUCUCUACAUCGCUCCAUUCCAUUUCCCUCAUUCUGCCUUGUCAUUGAGUCUGCCCACAGUUGCCUCCUCAUCAUUGUCACUGCCCUCACUCUAGCUGAUCUCUCGUCAGUCCUCUGUCAUCCCUGUACCCAUCCUCUAACCAGCCCCAUCACCCUGUUUCACCAUCAUUCGUCUCAAACUCCUCUUGAGACACCCUAUCUCUCGCUUCUUCUUUCCCCCGACCUGUCUCCCACCUCUCUGUCUGUCCAUCGGAGGGCCACUAUUUCUCCUAGAAGUGGCCUUCGCCCCACACCCAUAAGCCACCAUGCUGGAGAACAUGUCACGAUGCAAACGCUCCCUGCUCUCCCUAUCCCUGACCUCGCUGGCCCUGGCACUGUCCAUCCUGGCAUUCUGUACCUCGUACUGGUGCGAGGGGACCCACAAGGUUGCCAAGCCCCUCUGCCUCUCCCCGGUCAAGUUGAAGAACUGCGGGCAGAACAACAGCCAGCCAUACACCACAGGUAGGGAAAUUAUUCACCUAUUCAUCUGUGCAAGAACGAAUGUGGAGCUCGGUACCUAAAUAAUGAUUUGUUUCCCUCGCUCUGUACUUGUGGACUCAACCAUGUUGAACCAACACCUGAACAUGAAUCCUGACACUGAUAAUUCUUGCUGUUUAGAUUUGUCAGGGGAACCCUAAACCCCUUGACAUAAAGUCCACCUUUCCCUUUUUUGCAAUCCUUCUCUGAACAAUCUACUGUAUAUCAACAGAAAGCACACAGAGCUCUGUUGACAUAGUCUAAUGUAUGUCAUCUCAAACUUUGUUGAAUAUUGUUGUCUAAGCCUAUUGCCAUGUAAUAUGCAAUUUUCUACAUAAGGGAGAUUGUCAAAAACAGAGAUUUCAGACAGAUUUUGCUGUAGAUUGUUGCCCAUUCAUUCCAUUGACACGAGGGGGCGGUUUAUGGACUCAUGGGGACUUUUGACCUCUGUCCCUGAAGAAUAUUAAAUUAUGGUCUUGUUAUGCCUUUGAAGAACAUGGUUGAAAGAUGUGUGUUUCUGGAGUUUAUUGUAGAAAAACAUUACAGUAAUACGGUAUGUAGACUAGACGCAUAUAUAUCUUGCCUAAAACUGUCCAACCGUUCCUGUCCCAAUUACCCUCUUACCCUCUCUUUUCCUCAGAGAGUCCCACUCUGGACCCUAAGAAGCCGUCAAACAACAUCACCUUGUCGGAAAAGGAAGAGCAGGCGAGGCUUCAGAAAAAGGCCCUUGCCAAUGCAGUGCACUACAUCUGGGAGACAGGCGAGGAUAAGUACAUGCUACGCUACUUCCACACAGGUUUCUGGUUGUCCUGCGAGGCACACAACGAGGGUGAGUAUUGGGUAACAAGGCCGAAACAUUGGGUCUUUAUCCAGGCCAUUGUUUGAAUAAGCUUGAACUUUAUAGAAAGGGGGGUUAAGUAGCCUUCAUCCCAAGAACCUAAUGAUGCUUGGUUCUUGUACUGUAAGAUCCAAUCUCCUCAAUGAAUGUACUUGCUAUGACUGUGAUAUGUGAUAUGUGGUUGUCUCACCUAGCUAUAAUGAAUGAAUGCACUAAGUAAGUCGCUCUGGAUAAGAGCAUCUCCUAAAUGACUAAAAUGUAAAUGUAAAUGAAUCCCUAGCCUUAGCUAGUAAUUGCUUGACACAGAGAACUUAAUUGGAACAGUGAAUAAAACAGGAGACAGCUCUUGUUUUAGGCUGUUGAUCUACAGAACCUUGAUUGAGUCCAAUCUUACAAUAGAGUCGGACCUAGGACUUUGCCUUGUGGAACCCCAAUAAUGACUGGACACUAGUAAUUAGAAUGCACUAUAAUGUCGAUACAUAUAUCAGCAAUUGCCAUUGUGUCUUUGAAUGUGGCUGUUUUGCUGUUCCACUGUCAAUCUAUCUCUGCAAGACUGGUUGCUUUAACACCGUACGCAUCCACUGAUCUGGGAUAGUCCCUAAUCAACCGAGGCUAUUUAGAAGUAAAUUAUCACAAGCGGGUGCACUGUUAAUAAUUUAAUCAUCUUUAAUGUUGACAAUGUAUACUCAAGAGUCAGUGAAGGCAAACUCAAAGGAAUUUCUUCCAAUGUCGCCUUAGGACUAAUUUGCUAAAUCACUGUAGAGAGGGGAGAGUUAGAGCUCUUGUCUUGAGCCUAGAUAGAGAACAUCUGGUGGAUUUCUCCCUCUUCUCAAUGUGGCUUAUUCUACUUUAGAAAGUGUCCCCUUCCGAUUGCCCAUGCCAAUUUUAAGAUCUCACAACAGACACUCAAGGGAUCUAAAAUUAAAUCAGUAUGUAAAUCUUCUUGACAAGGCCCUAAAAGAUACAGUACAUGUGAAUAUACUGACUUAAGUUUUAUUUGUUGCUAAUCACAUUAUAUUUGUCUUACAGAGGAGAAGUGCCGGAGCUUCAUUGAAUUGACUCCAGGGGAGACACAAGGUUUGUGCUCAUUGAAAGUACAUAUAGGUGAUGCUAAUACGUCACCAUUAAAUUGCGGGUCGUCAAGUCAAAUAAGCACUGUAUGCCAACUUUUUCUCUCUCUACCUCUCUCCAAUCUUAAUUGUCCCAUUUUCUCUCUUUCUAUCGCUCUCUUCCUCAAUCUAUCGCUCUCUCUCUCUGACAGGGGUGCUAUGGCUGUCAGUAGUAUCAGAGUUUGCGUACAUAGGCCUUUUGGCCAUGGGCUUUCUCCUCAUGUGGGUGGAGGUGCUGUGUCUCUGUGCCCGUAAGGAGAUGUACGCUCUCAAGAUCAAUGCCUUUGCCGCUAUAUGCACUGUCCUUUCAGGUGAGACAGCCAUGACUAACAGAACUUUCUCUUAUCACCAAUGUUAACAAGGUAAAGCAUUGAUUAUUCGAUGUUGGUCAAAUAAAUAAGGAGAUUGUCCGCAAAUAAAUCACCCUUUCUCACUCUUCCUCCCCCUCUCUCUCACAGGUCUGAUGGGGAUGGUGGCUCAUAUGAUGUACACCACAGUGUUCCAGAUGACUGUGAGCAUUGGGCCAAAAGAUUGGAGACCACAGACCUGGGACUACGGCUGGUCAUUUGUGUAAGUAUCCCUUUAGGCAUAGUUCACCCAAAUUACAAAAUUGCUUAUUUGUUCCCUUACCCUGAAAGCAGUCUUUGGAAAUGGAGAUACUACAAUCCAUGAUUUGGUUUGUUUACCUAGGCACUGUCUCCAACCGUUAACUUAAGCAUUUUCUAACCACAAUCCAAUGGAAAACAGUGGAGUCUGGAAUUAUUGGAUCCCUUUAUAAAGAUGAGCAAAAAACCCUGUAUAAAAUUAAUAAUACAAUACUGAGCUAUAUUGUAUGCACACUUUUUUUUUUUUAGAAUUGUAUUAUUUUAAACAAAUACAAUUUCUCAGAGAAAGAGAUUGUGUUUAUCAACUAGUACAAAUCUCAAAAAGAUAGGGGUCAAAAUGAUUGGAUCCCAUGUUUUCAAUACUCCAGCAUCCUCUCCUUGCAAGGAUAAUGACACUGAGAAUUGUUCUAAAAUGUUUUAUGAGAUUGGAGAACACAUUGGGAAAGAUCUUAGACCAUUCCGCAAUACAGAAUCUUUCCAAUUCCUUGAUAUCCUUAGUCUGUGCUUAUGGACUGCCUUCUUCAAUUCAAACCACAGGUUUUCAAUGGGAUUCAAAUCCAGAGACAGAGAUGGCCAUUGCAAAAUGUUGAUGUUGUGGUCAAUUAACAAUUUCUUUGUGGAUUUUGAUGUGUGCGUGGCCAAAGACCUCUAUGUUGGUGUCAUUUGACCAUUGCACCAGUUCCAAUCCAAGUGCUAAUGCCAUAUAGCAAACUCCAGGCGGUGUUAUGGUCAGAUGACAUGAAAAUAGAGCUCUUUGGCCAUGCACACCAACGGUGGGUUUGGCCUUCGAAAGAACAAUGCCUAUGCAGAAAAUACCUAAUCCCUAUUGUAUAAUAAGUAUCAGGACAUUUUAGCCAAAAACCUGGUUGCCUCUGCCAGGAGGCUGAAACUUGGCAACAAGUGAAUCUUCCAGCAAGACAAUAAUCCUAAACACACGUCAAAAUCCACAAAUAAAUAGUUAAUUGAUCACAAAAUCAAUAUUUUGCAAUGGCCAUCUCAGUCUCAGGACUUGAACCCCAUCGAAAACCAGUGGUUUGAAUUGAAGAGGGCAGUCCAUAAGAGCAGACUAAGGAUGUCAAGGAUCUGGAAAUAUUUUGUAUGGAGGAAUGGUUUAAGAUCCCUCCCAAUGUGUUCUCUAAUUUCAUAAAACAUUUUAGAGAAAGACUCAGGGACCUUAUCCUCGCAAGGAGAGGGUGCUGGAGUAUUGAAAACAGGGGAUCCAAUAAUUGUCUUUUUGAGAUUUUUUUGUAUUACUGGUUAAACAAAAUCUAUUUUUUUCAAUUGUAUUAGUAUAAAAUAAUAUAAUACAAAAAAAAAUGGAGCAUACAAUAUAGCACAGUAUUUGUAUUGUUUAUUUUAUACAGAGUUUUUUGCUCAUCUUUAUCAAGGGAUCCAUUAAUUCCAGACCCCACUGUAUGUACCCGAUAUCAGCAUUGUUUAAAACUUCUAGGCCAUAUUUACAGCCUAUUCAUAACCAAUGAUUACCAUCCUUUCUCUCUCUUACCCCCAGUCUGGCCUGGAUCUCCUUCAGCUGCUGCAUGGCGGCGGCUGUCUUCACCCUCAACUCCUACACCAAGACACUGAUAAAGAUGAAGCACCGCGCCCGCGUUCGUCUGGAGGAGGCCCGGGCGGCCAUCCAUGCACCCUCGUACGACGAGGUGUUGCAGGCGGUCGGGGGCGUCUGCUCAGUCAGCAGCCUGCUCCAGCACUGCCAGCAGGGGGCGUUGAUCGACCCCACGUGUGAGGGAAGGUGGCCGCCGGUGGGCCCCGGCCCAGGGGUUCCAGACCACAGAGGGCUGGUGAUGAUGGCUGGUGGCUGUGGGACAGAGGGGUGCGAGGACUGCGAGAGGGAGAUGGAUGAGAUUGAGGAAGCCCUGGUUAGGGAAGAGAGGGGGGAGAUGGAGGGAGAGGACUGUGAGAGGUUCUGA